This is a messenger RNA of Mya arenaria, 2580 nucleotides long. Its product is annotated as kelch-like protein 24. Lineage: Eukaryota; Metazoa; Mollusca; Bivalvia; Myida; Myidae. The record is from RefSeq and is a predicted model, not a curated record. Bases 132 to 2279 code for a protein of 715 amino acids. The transcript is spliced from 2 exons. Gene Ontology annotation, molecular function: protein binding.
GGCGAUUAUGUCAACAAAUACCUGUCAAUGACAAAAUUAUUCCAUUUUCUAUUAUUGUGGCAUUUUCACACAUUUAAUAUAUACAUGGCAGAAAUCACGACGUUACACAGAAUACAUCAUACACAAAUAAAAUGGCAAAACUACAUUUCGAGGAGCUGUCAAAAGGUCUCUCUAAACUUAGACAAGAGCAAUAUCUUCUUGAUGCUACUAUCUCCACCAACAAGGGCAAUGUUGAACUUCAUAAAUUGAUCCUAUGUUUGUUUUCGGAAACACUUGAAAAGAAACUGUCUGAAGACAAACCUUUUACUACUGAAGCAUUGGGAUAUUCAGCUGAAGAUGUUGAAAAUAUUGUUCAGUUCCUGUAUGACGGGGAUACAGUGUUAAAACCAAAAUGUACAGAGAUUAUCAAUAGUCUUCAUUUAGAUUUGUCAGUAGAUCAGAAGAUAAGACACAAAAAAGUUUCAAAGUCUAAAGGAGAAAAUAUUCAAGAUUUGAUUAAUUUGGAGUUGAAUUGUUUACGCAAUUCGAUAUUUGAGAUGCGAAUACCAAGACUAUUGGCAGAACCAAGACAGCUGUCUGAUAUUGGAAUUCGAACGGGUACCAUAGUGCAUAAGUGUCACAAACUUAUAUUGAGUGCCGUCUCUGAAUAUUUUACAGCUAUGUUUGGUUCAGGGAUGAAAGAAUCUUCGGAUGAAAUUGUAGUUCUCGAAGGUGUCGACUCUAAGGUGUUUUCAAGCAUUUUGAGCUAUAUUUACUUUGGAAAAUGUGAAUUAAACUUCUCCAUAUCUCAAGACAUUCUUUCAACAGCUGUUUACUUGCAAAUUUCUACUUUGCAAUUGCAAUGUGAAGAGUUUUUGUUACAAAAUAUUGAUGUGACAAACUGUGUUGAUUUGUGGAAACUUGGAGUUCAUUUUUCCUGUGAUUUGCUGAAAGAUGGAGCAUGGCAGUUCCUUGUUGAUAAUUUUAAACAUAUCAAUCAACUAAAAUUGAUUAGCGAAUUAAAUAUACACAAUAUCAAAAAUCUAGUGAAGAAUGAAAAUCUAGAUGUUGAAGAUGAAAACAGUGUGUUUCAGUUUGUUUUACAAUGGGCAAAACAUAACAAAGGUUUAGAAGAUCUACACCAAAUUUUAUCCCUAGUCAGACUAACACUCAUUGAUCUCGCACUUCUUGAAUCUAGUCUAAAGGACAGUCAGAUUAUAAAGACUAACAAAGCAUGUAUGGAUAUGCUAAAGACUGCUGUUGAAAAGAAAAUAAACAAUGAAGAAAAUGGAAUUGAACUCGAAUAUCCCAGAAAAGAAACAUGUUUUAUAGUGUUAAAAAGAAGUUCAUACAUAAGCGGGAUAGAGGCAGCAUGCUUCAGUUUAAGACACAAAAAAUGGUUUGAGUUAACCCCAUUGACAAGUUCAGCAGGAGGAUCAGCAUUUGCAGCGGUUGCAACUGAUCUACAUAUCUACAUGAGUGGGGGUUCACAGACACCAAAAUGCUUCUACCAGUACUCUGUAGAGGAUGACUCUUGGUCAGAACUGGCCAGGAUGAAUCAUCCUCGCUGGGCACAUGUUAUGGGGUGUGUGCAUGGCAAUGUCUUCGUGCUUGGUGGAUCCGAUAACACCUUUGACACAAGGACUGGCGCAUUGAAUGCUCUGCAGUCAAUAGAAAAGUAUGAAUCAGGUGCAAAAGAAUGGGAAACUCUAGUUGAAACACUUCGAAUAGCAACAUAUGAUGCAGCGUAUGCAACAGUGAACACCAGUUUAUACAUUCUGGGAGGUGCUGUCAGUACCAAGGUUGGAGCAUACUUGAAGGACAUCCAGUGCUUCAACACAGUGACAGAGACCUGUACAGUUCUCUACUAUCCUUUGCCAUUCACUCUCAGUCUUGGAAUAGCAUGCACACACAACAAGGAUAUCUAUGUAGUCAAUCCAAACGGGAAGUUCAUUCAUUUCAAUGAAACCUUAGGACCCCCAACAAUUAUUUUUGAAACAAACGGUGUACAUUUGAUGGCAUUUGCAACAGUUUUCCACAACAAAAACAUUUAUAUAAUGGGUGGGUUUGACAUGGUUGGGGAAACUGAUGUCAUCCAUAAAUAUGACAUCAAAAAUAAGAGAAUUUCCACCUCAAAGGACUUGAGACUGCCAUUUGAAAGAAAGUCGAACCACCUGUUUGGAGCUGUUAUGCGUGUUAGCCCGAGGCUGUUGACAAGAGACUUAAAGAGAAAUAUUGAUCAAUGUCAAGGGAAAAAACAAAGGCCUGGAUUUCUUUCUCCAAGAAGUAAAUUGAUAUAAUGCUUAAAAUGGAUUAUGACCACACCCACCCACCCUCCCUUCUUGAAUCAAAGUUCAUGUACGUUUGUUUGUCGAGGGUUAUAAUGUGACUAGAAAACCUCUACAUAUUGGUUGAGCAGUAACGUAUAUUUCUUGAAAAAAAUUAUGAUAACAUAAUGUUGUGCAAUCUGUCCUCAAGCAGUUCCUUAGAACUAGGACUUUACUUUAAUUAACUUGAUUUUUUUGUAAAUUAUUUUGAACACUUCUUUUUAAUAUAAUGAAUACAUACUGAUGUGCAAUAUUGAAUAAAAAGUAAAGAAUU